Messenger RNA from Aethalodelphis obliquidens (Pacific white-sided dolphin), 1744 nucleotides. Its product is annotated as mitogen-activated protein kinase kinase kinase 15-like. Gene Ontology annotation, biological process: cellular response to stress. The record is from RefSeq and is a predicted model, not a curated record. The coding region runs from base 183 to 881 and encodes 232 amino acids. The transcript is spliced from 10 exons. NCBI's taxonomy places the organism in Eukaryota, Metazoa, Chordata, Mammalia, Artiodactyla, Delphinidae. Gene Ontology annotation, molecular function: MAP kinase kinase kinase activity.
UCGGGGGCUGCGGGGCUGGAGCUUCUGCAUGUAGCCGAGGGGCCCCGCCGUCGCCUGCCCGUCCCGGGGCCACCGGCGGGCGCUGGCUUCCCCAGCUCUCUUCCCGCGUCGCAGGAGCAGGUGCCACAGCCGCCGGCCACUCGCGCGGAGGUGGGACAAGGAAGGGCGCGCAGGGACGCCACAUGGAGAGCGGCGGCGGGGCUCCUCCGGCUGGGGAGCUCGGGGUGGCGGCCGAGUCCGCACAGUGCCCGCUGCCGCCGGGGGACGAGGGCGCGGCGGGGCCGGCGUGGCCGCUGGAGCCCGAGGGGGCGGCCGAGGGCGGGGGCGGGCCGCGGCGGGCUCUGCGGGCCGUGUACGUGCGCAGCGAGAGCCCCCAGGGUGGCGCGGCCGGCGGCCCCGAGGCGGGGGCGCGGCGGUGCUUGCUGCGGGCCUGCGAGGCCGAGGACGCCCACCUCACCUUCGUGCCCUUCGGGGAGCUCGACUUUGGGGAGACAGCCAAGCUCGACGCCUUCUACGACGCAGAUGUUGCCGUGGUGGACAUGAGCAAUGUCUCUAGACAGCCUUCCCUCUUCUACCAUCUUGGAGUCCGUGAAAGCUUUGACAUGGCCAAUAAUGUGAUCCUGUACCACGACACCGAUGCUGACACUGCUCUUUCAUUGAAGGAUAUAGUAACUCAAAAAAACACAGCAUCUAGUGGAAAUUAUUAUUUCAUCCCGUACAUCAUGACACCAUGCGCUGAUUAUUUUUGCUGCGAGAGUGACGCCCAGAGACGUGCCUCGGAGUACAUGCAGCCCAACUGGGACACCAUCCUGGGUCCGCUGUGUGUGCCCCUGGUGGACAGGUUUACUAGCCUCCUCAAGGACAUCCAUGUGACCUCAUGAGUUUCUGCUACAGAUUGUAAUGGGAAAAGAAGACUGGAAACCCAGACAUAUGUGACCACAUGCCAACAUAGAAAGCAAAUGAGAGACCUUUUGCAGCACAUCCCUGGAAAGCCUCUUUCAGUCCCCCCUUGUGCUUAUUACAAAGAAACCUUGUUAAAUGACAUCCGGAGAGCCAGAGAGAAAUACCGGGGUGACGCACUGGCAAAGGAGCUGGCUCGCAUCAAGCUCCGCAUGGACAAUACCGAGGUUCUGACCUCAGACAUCGUCAUUAAUUUACUGCUGUCCUAUCGUGAUAUCCAGGAACACAGGGCGAUGUACGUAAUCUGCAGAACUCUACAAAGCCAUAUUGGAGGUUGUUGGCCACGGGUCUUCAAAUCUGAACGAGAGAGGCUUCCAUUUACAACCUGAACCAAGAACAGAGUCAACCACUUAAGGAACUCGUGCCCCUGGACUAUGAUGCAAUGGUGAAGCUGGUAGAAACACUGGAAAUGCUGCCGACGUGUGAUUUGGCUGACCAGCAUAACAUUAAGUUCCACUAUGCAUUUGCACUGAAUAGGUGUCCGGCUGAACAGUUUGUUGGGAAGAAAAGGGAGCUUGGAGAAAAUGAACGAUUACUGGGAUGUGGGUCAUUUCUUCAACGUCAGCAUGUUGGCCAGUGAUGUUGGGAAAGCUGUCCAGGCAGCAGAGAGGUUGUUCAAACUGAAACCUCCAGUCUGGUACCUGCGAUCAUUCGUUCAGAACUUGUUAUUAAUUCAGCGCUUCAAGAAACCCAUUAUUGAACAUUCACCCAGGCAAGAACGGCUGAACUUCUGGUUAGAUAUAAUUUUUGAGGCAACAAAUGAAGUUACUAAUGGACUCAGAUU